ACUAAACAAUUUGGUGUCAUGGUUGUGGCAAGAGAGCACCAACAGUGGGCUAUAUGUGUUAGUUGUCACCAUUUCAUUACUAGUCUCGGCUAUUUUAUGGUAUAAGUUGAGAGUUUCACACUACACAAAUGAUGCACCACCACUACCACCUGGUCCCCGUUCUUUCCCAAUCAUUGGGUACCUUCCAUUUCUUACUCCUGAGUUGCACACACAGUUCACCAACAUGGCUCACACCUAUGGUCCCAUCUUCAAGUUCAAGGUUGGAAGCAAACUUCACGUUGUCAUAAACACCCCUGAGUUAGCGAAAGUAGUGGUUCGCGACCAAGAUGAGGUAUUUUCUAACCGUGACCAACCAAUCGCCGCGUUAUCAAUAUCUUAUGGAGGCCAAGAUAUAAUAUUUUCCAAAAAUAACGCCAACUGGCGUAAGCUUAGGAAGAUAUUUGUCCAUGAGAUACAAAGCGGCAUGAAUCUUAAAGCAUCUGCUUCUUUUCGAAGAGACGAGGUUAGAAAAACUAUCAAGAAUGUUUUUGGUAACGUGGGUACCGCUAUUGACAUUCGUGAGAUGGCUUUUGAUACCGAAGCGAAUGUCAUAACAAGAAUGAUUUGGGAAAACACAACGGAUUACAAGGCGAAAAAAACCAAUCUUGGAGGUGAGAUAUAUACCGUAGCUUCAAAUAUCGUUAAGAUUCUUGGACGAGUGAAUUUGUCUGAUUUCUUCCCAAGUCUUGCCCGGUUUGAUCUACAAGGUGUUGAGCGGGACAUGAAGAUGCAACUUAACAAGUUGGAUGAGAUUUUCACUAGCAUCAUUGAAGAUCGAAUGGAAUCCAACUUGAAAAGGCCACAACAUGAAGUUGAGCAUGAUGGAAAUAAAGAUUUUGUACAGAUGUUACUAGACCACCGGGACGAAAAAGAUGCAAGUGGAACAUUGCUUAGCAUGACCCAAAUGAAGGCACUUCUCAUGAACGCUCUUACUGCAGGAACUGACACAACUGCAACAACCGUAGAAUUUGCAAUGGCAGCUAUUAUGCAAGAUGACAACAUAAUGAAAAGGGUUCAAGAAGAAUUAGUAGAGAUUGUAGGACUAAAUAACAUGGUCGAAGAAUCUCAUCUCCCAAAUCUACGUUACCUACAUGCAACAUUCAAGGAAACAUUACGGUUAUAUCCUAUAGUCCCUUUCCUAGUCCCACGAUCGUCAAGCAAGGCGUGUACGGUAGGUGGAUAUACAAUCCCAAAGGGUUGUACUAUCUUUCUCAAUGUUUGGUCAAUCCAUCGGGAUCCUCGGUAUUGGGACAAUCCCUUGGAAUUCAACCCCCAAAGGUUCUUGGCAAACGAAUUGGAUCAUAAGGGAAACAAUUUGAGGUUUUUCCCAUUUGGAUCAGGGAGAAGAUUGUGUGCAGGUGUUGCAUUGGCCGAGAAAAUGGUAAUGCAUAUCUUAGCUUCACUCUUACACUCAUUUGAUUGGAGCUUGCCUAAUGGUAAAGAGCAUGACCUUAGUGAAACAUUUGGCAUUGUAUUAAAGAAAAGAAAACGACUCGUUGCUAUCCCAUACCAAAGGUUGCCAGAUGCAGGUCUCUAUAUGUAAUCUCCUAGGACUUCUUUCUUAUGUUGAUUGCAUGUAUAUUGUUUGUUUUGUGUUAUAAGCGUUUUAGCGUCUAUAUGAAAUAAAUUUCGAUGUGUAUUGAAAACCAUAAACGAACAAACUAUAGUCACAUAGUUUGAGGUAUGCUCAGGUACAGGAACGUGGAACGGGAUCGCAAUUUGCUAGGUCUCUAAAAUUCGGUACUGUCGGGGUAGGCUCAUUUCGGAUCGCUCCGGUACGAUGUACCAUGUAAUGUGGUAUGAUGUAUUACCAGUUUCAUCAAAAACUA
Molecule: messenger RNA, 1868 nt
Organism: Helianthus annuus (common sunflower)
Lineage: Eukaryota; Viridiplantae; Streptophyta; Magnoliopsida; Asterales; Asteraceae
Product: flavonoid 3',5'-hydroxylase
Exons: 2
Coding region: 224-1582 (452 amino acids)
Molecular function (GO): monooxygenase activity; iron ion binding; heme binding
Source: RefSeq, a predicted model, not a curated record